CCCUAGCUACAUCCUGCAGGUUUAAGCUCACUGAUCGGAAAUGAAUCGGAAAACGAUCGAAAGAGAACGGCGAUCCAACAUGAGAGAUCUGUUUUCCAGGCUCUUCUCCCUCCUUCCUCCUCAACCCGCCCGAAGGUCGUCGAUUCCUGACAGAUUGGAGCAAGCCACGGAACACAUAAACCAGCUUAGAUCACGUUUGGAGGGACUUGAACAAAGGAGGUCUCAGCUGGAAGAGGCUCAUAGAGCGACAAGAACAUCGCUGACGUCCCCGGUUAUAAAUAUAUCAGAAUAUUCAAAUAUUUCUGGCAUGGAAAUAAAUCUGAUUACGGGAUCCGAGUUGAACCUUUCAUUGAGUCAGAUUAUCAGAAUCAUUGGAGAAGAAGGUGCUCAAGUUAUAAGCCUUACACUUAGCAAAUCAGGCAAUAUGAACAUCCUUUCCAUUCAUUGUCAACAGGCUGCAAUCAGUUAUAUAAAUGGAAUUGAUCGCUCAAGAUUGUUUCAAAGAUUGAUCACUCUGGUUCAAGAAUAA
Molecule: messenger RNA, 529 nt
Organism: Hibiscus syriacus
Lineage: Eukaryota; Viridiplantae; Streptophyta; Magnoliopsida; Malvales; Malvaceae
Product: transcription factor bHLH162-like
Exons: 3
Coding region: 41-529 (162 amino acids)
Biological process (GO): regulation of transcription by RNA polymerase II
Cellular component (GO): RNA polymerase II transcription regulator complex
Molecular function (GO): RNA polymerase II transcription regulatory region sequence-specific DNA binding; DNA-binding transcription factor activity, RNA polymerase II-specific; protein dimerization activity
Source: RefSeq, a predicted model, not a curated record